AUGGAGGAAGAGAUACAUAGACUCCCCAACUCGCUUCCUACCGCCGGAGGCAGCCGUUGCGGGCGAGCAAGCGACGGCGGCAGCCGGAGCGAGGGAGCCCGCGGCGCCGUGACGGGUCGCUCCUUCGACCUACGCGCCGCCGCCGGCCGACCGUCUGCACGCCUCCCCGCCGACGGGCUCGCCUCCUCUUGUCCCGGACCCCUUGUCCCGGACGAUUCCCGCAACCCGAUCCCACGAUCCCGAGCGCGCCGCCGCGUGCCGCCGUCCCCAGCCCACCCGCAGCGCGCCGCCCACGCAGGCGCGCGUCGCUAUUCCCAUCCCUAUCUCCGCGCAACACCACCCCCAGCCAGACCCGACCCAAUCACGUCGCCAUGGUGCGGUGUCUACAUCUCCCGACGACGGAGCAGCACCUCCCCGACGGCGCGCCUACCACCGCCGACGAGGAACUCUGCCCCAAGCCUCGUCCCCUCUCCUCACGUCCGGAUGGGCAAGAUCCAGCCGGCGUUGAAGCCUAUCCCACCGGCGCAGCUCCCCAUCGCCAUUGCGCUGCUCCUUCCCCGCGUGUCUCCAGUUCCCCUUGCUGCUCGGAUUGGUGUGCCGCGGUGCCGCCACUCAGUAAUGCUUGAGCACAGCACCAGCAGUCGUCGCGGUCACUUCAUCCCUGAACUGCCACGCGCCGCCUGCGGCCUCGCUUCUUCCCCUGUCUUCUGCCUGGGCGAACCCCUUUUUCUCCUCCCAGGCACAGCUGCAACGUCCUUCUCAGUCCAAAUUGAGCAUUGGUUGUCGUACAAGUUGAAUCCCGGCUACAGUCUUCGCCAAAGAAGCCAUCAUCCCUGUUCUGAACUACCAACAGCCUCUGCUAAUGUGCGCAAAAUUCAAGUUCAAUAAAACAAAAAAUGGAAGGUCAGAUAUGGCACCAAGAUAAGUUAGAAAAAAUGGUUUCAACAUAAUGCAAUUUGGAGGAAUGACAGCGCCCAGGCAAUUCACAGCCGCCACCCUAGUCUGUUCACCACCGCCAACCGAGGCCGUUCAACGACGCGCCGGGCAAAGCGGCAGGAGGGCGAGGAUCUCUUCAUCUCGGCAGUACAACUGCACCCUCCGGCGUCGUUCACGAGAAGAGCUACGUGCAGGCCACCCGUGCUCCACCCUGGAUUUCUUCAAUAAUCAGGCCGUCGUCGUCAGGGUUCCUGCCCCACGGCAGUCGUACUGGCUCAUGUGCCACUGUCGUCGGUCCUUUUUCGGUUGGAGAUAGGUAGCGCCCCCAGGGAGCCCCUUCUUCAAUGGUUCAUUGGUCUGUCAAGUAUGAAGGUGAGCUUCAUAAUAGAGUAGCUAGACCUAUCCGCCUUCCAUUUUACAAAUUUUGCUGGGAGCUAGAAGUAACUAUAUGUAGAAAGUUGGCAUCUCUGUUUACAUAAACAUGCAUAACACGUGUGAUGCUACAUAAU
Triticum dicoccoides is the source of this 1445-nucleotide messenger RNA. RefSeq lists its product as uncharacterized. Bases 1 to 888 code for a protein of 295 amino acids. The record is from RefSeq and is a predicted model, not a curated record. The transcript is spliced from 5 exons. NCBI's taxonomy places the organism in Eukaryota, Viridiplantae, Streptophyta, Magnoliopsida, Poales, Poaceae.